AUGGCCGCCGCCGGGUUCGCCAGCCCCGGGGGUUUCCACCCACAGGAGCCCCUCCAGCAGCAGCUCGGCUGCGGCAGCUUCUGCAGACCGUCGCCCAAGGUCCGUAGUUCGAUCUUGUUUGGACCGUUUUUUUUUUCCCCUCCUCUUUCCAUGGCGACAUCAUCAUCCUAUGUGCUGGGUAUGUGUCGUCUGGGCAAGGCGGCUUCUUCGACAUCCAAGUCGUUUGCAUGUUCUCCGUCCCUAACGCAUUACAUACCGAUCUUACCCUUUUUUGGACACACCCUCAAUUCUCGUGUCUUGGCGUAAUUUCUUCAUUGCAUUGUUACCUUCAUCGCAUUUGUAUGGGCUACUAAUUGUUUGACAGGUUAUAGAGUGGUACCUUCCGGCUGAGCUGGGGUUCCUUAAUGUUUCUCCCAACUUCAGGCGUAAGAGUUGUAGUUUCUGCUCAAAUUCUGCGACAUUUAGCCUGUUAAACUCCUUCCUCUGUUCUGAGUUCGUGGCAGUUCAUCAACCUCUGAUGGGAGAAAUGAUAGUUGUUCUAAAGGAUAGAGGAGGUGACGCUCUCAAAGCUAUGAUAGUUUUCCUUUUUGAAAGGCAGAAAGAUAGAAAAUAAGUAUGCUGUCCAUUUAAAUCUAAAAUCACAGCAUAAAAAAGAGGCAACUUUUUAGAAUAAAAUUAAAUUAACCAAUGUUAUCCAAAUCACCAUAACAGAAAAGGAGAUUGUAUGGGCAUCCAUUUCUUGUAUACUGGGGAGUGAUGUUCCAGUCUUCAGAGUCAUGGUAACCGUCAUGAUUUUGGACGAUUUGUUGAAGCUUUGUUGCGUUCUAGGGGAUGGUUCAGUGUUGUCUUGGCAUGCUAUUUAAUUUGACACUGUAGACGUUGCUUGUUGAUACACUCCACAGCAUGGGCGGACAAAAUGAUGUGCAUCUUCCUCUAUAUUGUCAUUUUAUUUAUACUUUUAGUGACUUUCAUGAUUUUUUACUCAUCUGACUGCAGGAAUUUCAAUCUUUAUCACAAGGACAUGCGAAGCAAAAUAUUUCCAUAUCUGGAUUCCCUCACGUCAAGCCAUCAGAGCUUGUAGAUCCAUGGAAAUACAAAGACUGGCUAUCAGAGUAUGAUCCAUUAUCUAGGCCAGUUCCCACGUUCAACAAACCGGAACUAAUUGAUGUCCAAGGUUGUAUGUUAUACUUUUUGUCUUUCUUUUUGUGAAAGAUAGCUGCAUGAUACUUCAUUCGUUUCCAAUUACAUAUGUUUAAACUUUUUCGAGGUGACAAAUAAGUUUUGUGGGUGAGUAAGAAAAAUCAAUGUUCUUCUUGGAAAUAAAUCUUGUGCCUAUUAAUCAUAAACACAGGGUGCCUUGACAAUAUAUUAUUUCCAUGUUCCAGUGGUAAGCUUAGACAUUUGAGAAAUCUUAACAAGUAGGCAACCAUAUAGCAUCAUUGCAAACUCCCUAGUACUCGCGUGGCAUUCUUUUCACAUAAAUUUGUCUUCUGUGGGAACAGAAUGAUGGGGGAUGAUUUAGGGUGUAAUAUGAAAUAAACCUUGUGCCUGAUACAAAAUCAUUAGGGCUGAAUAAUUAGAUUGUUAAUGUUGUAAACAUUUUUUCUCACCAAAAGCAUCUCAUUUUUAAGAAUCAAUUACUUUAUGUUUUCUUGUUGAAUCUGCUGUGUUCAUAAGCAUGAUCGCUCUUGUUUAUUCUUUUGAUCCUUGAACAGAUGCUCGUCCUGAGUCAGUGCUUCUUAGUUCUGGAAUCUCUGAGAAGUGCUCUCAGCAUGGAAAAAUCAUGCAGUCUCUUCAAUCUGGUUCAAGCAUGUCGGAAGGAGAAAGCCUAAGUAUGCCCUUAAUUUCUGAUCGAAUGGGAUUCAAGAGCCUGGAAACUGAUUUCUGCCACCAGUCUGGUAUAACUGUGGCUGAUGAGUUUCACCUAUAUGAGAUUGGGGGUGAUUACUUGCAGCCAUCUUUGGUUUACCCAGAGGCAGAGGUUCUCCUCCCACAGCCAACUUUGGAUUGUUUUGAGGAUUUACCAUGCAUUUCCACGAUGAGAAUACUUCCAGAUUCUCGGGUGUUAUUUAUGGGUACUGAGGCAGAGAUAAGUACUCUGCUUUCAAUGCUUUCAGAAUUUUAUCUAUCAAAGAAAUCAACAACAUUAAGCAGACGGCAGAUGGUUGUUCCGUAUUUUCGAAGGUAUAUAAACAUGUGAAUUACUGUUUGAUGGUGUGUUUAGUUUGUUUACACAUUCUGAUAACAUUUUACCUUUAUGAUCUUUGGUUUCGUAGUUUUUUCAUCGACAAUAUUUGAAUAAACACAAAGCGUUUUGUCCUUCUGAACGGGCACCAACAGUUGUUGUUUACUCUUCUAUUUCAUUACUUUCCUGUUGAAUCGGUAUCUAUGUUGUAUUGUGUUCGCUAUCUUUUUUCUGUCUGCUCAUUAAGCUCACAACGCUUUUUUGAAAAGUUAGGAAAAAAUUGUGAAAGGUCAUCCUUUUGUUCCCUUUUUUCGUCAGAAACAUGCAAAUUGGUUUCUUUGUGUAACAUCUAUCGAUCUAUGUUUAUAUACACUAACAAUAUUUACCUUUACCUGUAAAAACUAUGAAUUUUAAAUCCUCAAGACGCUGAUGUCACUUUUGAAAGUCUCUUUUCGGUUUUAGGACUUUCAAAGUCUACUCAAGUGUACUAAAGAACUCUUUGCGAGCUUGCAAGAGGUUCUUACCUCUGAACGGUAGGAGAAAAUUUUGGGCCCAGAAGGGCUUAGCUUAUAUCUUUGGAUUGCUCUGGCUAUGGACCUACUUCAGCUGAGUGAGUGUGACCCAGUCUGAAUUUCUCCAUGGAGACGUGCGUGUUUUUUGAUCUGACAUGUCUUGCGAUGAUCUCUCCCUGUUUUAUUUGGUAGUAUGUAGGAUCGGUCAGACAGUCCCUUGUGCCUUGAGGACUAUAUCAACAUUCUGAAGCUGACCAUAUUUUUUCUUGAUUCCAACAUAAGUUAUUAGGUGAAAUGGGCAGAAAGAUUGGGGUUGAGUUCACCUGGGAUCAGUCGAUGGGGAAUUGUCUAGUGGAGGAUAAGAGUAGUGGUACAGGGAAUCUGGGUGCCGGCAAGGAAGAAUGGAAAAAGAUUCUUUUAUGGGAGAUAAUUAUUAUGGGAGCGCUUUAGGUUAUUUUCUCUGGACCUCUGAACAACGGAGAAGGAAUGAUGAGGGAGCGGAUGUGGAUGUGUUGGAGAAUAUAAUGGGAGCGCGAUGAUAAUUGACUGGAGAAUAUGGUGGGAGUGUGUUCAGGGUCUGGUAAUUGACUGUUGCCUUGUGCUAUGUUGGCUGGAUAAACGACCAAAAUAGUGAGGAGAGGAAUCUUUUAAAACAGGGGAAGAGAGAAAUAAGAAUCAGGAAAGGAUUUCAUUAGUGCUGCGUGCUCCUUUUUGUUACUGUUGAAGCCGAAAAAGGAUGGUAGGAAGAUGAUCUCAAAUUUGAGAUAUUCUUUGAUCCCUCAUAUCUCUCAUGCGACUGGUUGGUGCAAAAUGAAAUAGAGAGAGGUGACUGAUGAGAAAGAGGAGGUGAAAGGGAAGUAUUAUACCUCUCCUUGCAUGCUGAUGUGACGGCAUGAUGAAACAUCAAAGGAAAUGAUUAUAGGAAACCAAGGCAGAGCAUUGUCUUAUAGCAUUCACCGUAGAUGCAGAUGAUUACUUUCUCUUCUUUCAGCAGAGGUUAGGAGAAAUAUUUUUUUCUUCCAUUAUAUUGAUCUCCACUACAUGGGCUUCCAGUUAUUCCCUUUUCUUUUACUCUUCCACUCUCUUUUCAUCGCUCCUCACCUACGGUUCUGAACUCAGCCUGUGUAUUUCUUUGACUCCCUAAUGAACAUCUUUGACGGGUGGGAAAUAGUUUCAGCCUCCCCUCCGGUCCAACCAGAGGUAUCUUCAACCUACUGGACAUCCUGAGCCUACUUGCUUUGUGGUUUUUACUUUUAAAAUUUCUCAGUUGAUACUGGUUUGUUCUAAGAGGCAUUUAUUAUAUUUUUUGGAACAAGUAAAAACUCUCUUACCUUCUUCCAUAGAGGUCGAUAUUCAGUCAGAUCCGUCAUGAGUAAUGGGUGAAGCUCGAGCCGUCUCUGUUGAAGUACUGUGCAGCGGCCUGUACUCUAUAAGGAACAAGAUUGUGAAGCUCCGUUUAACAUGGUUUCCUUUUCUAGAAUCAACAUCCCGGAGGCCCAGAAGGGUCACCUUUGAUUUCACAUAUCUUUAUCAGUUCUUGAAUAAUAGUGAGUGAGAAGCAACUCUCAUUCCCAUCAUUAUCUUGAAAUUGUUUGCGUCAUUCCUCUUUUUUCCAUGCCUUUACAUUCUUCCCUUGCACUCUGAACAGUCAGCUGCAUGUACGUAGAACAUUUCUUCUUUUUGAAAUUGGUCUGUGGAAAUCUUUGAAUCUAUCUCCAUGAUAUUUUUCCUACAAUCUGAUAUAGUUUCAUUGUCUCAACAGAUCUCGUAAUGGAGCUCGCUCAAAUAUGAGCAGUAUGGGUGCGCACAUCCAGACAGUCACUCCCGUGCAGAGGUACAUUUGAGAAGCAUUUCUUUAGGCUGCUGCUCAUGGUUGGCUGACUAAGUAUUAUACCAGGACUCGGAACGUGUAUUAUACUCAUCGAGUUGAAUUUUAUUGACCUGGCUGUGACUCGUUCUUUGCCUAUUGAUAAAACAUAGUUUUAGUAAAAGUUUAUUUCGUAUAGAAACAUUCCAUUAUGAGGUUGGGUAAUCCUCAUGCACAUUGAGGAUCAGAAUCAGAGAGAGCCUAUCUAACCAGUUGAAUUAUUAUACAUUUACGAUGUUGUAGAACGAAUUUGUUUUUCUGAUAUUAUCGAUAAACAAGAUGCAAAAGUCAACUUUAAAACAUGAAUGAUUCAUGGGCCUUUUUGAAAGUGUCACUAUAUACUGUGUUACCUUUUUUGUGGUUCCCCAAUUCGUUUUAGAUCCAGUUUGUGUCUGAUUUUCAUUUAUACUCCAUAGAUUUUAAGGAUGAAAGUUUAUUUUCUCAUUUUUGAGCUCCUUGCAUCCGUUUUCAUGCUCCAUGUUCCAAAAUACAGAUCUUUGGGUUGUAAUCUAACAUUUCUUCGUUCUUAUUCUCAGGCCCGACACUGCUAAGGUGAAGGCAUCGCCGAGCAAGAAAGAGAUCAGAAGAGCUGCCAAGGAGAGAGACAUGUACAGGAAGAACUUGUUCCACGCUUGUGAGAGCCUCCUUUUUGUGAUUUUAGACAAGAACAAGGGGAGGAUGGCCCUCCUCUCGCUGAUGAAAUCAGCCCCCGAGGUCUCCCACCUGCUCAUGCAGGUCUCAGCGAGCAUCACUGGAGCAGCUCUGGCCGUCCUCUUCUCUGUCGUGUGGAAGGUCGCCUUCUCAAGGGUUCCCUUUUGCUCGACAAAGCUGCUGAACACUGGGCUUGCUCUUGGGCUUGUCUGGCUCUCAGCGGCAGUGAACUCUCUAAGGGACAACGUUGUCAUCUUCUCAAGAAAUUCCAGCAGGAUCGGGUGGACGGAUACGGAGAUGCCCAGGAGAGUUGAGAGCAGCGUGAACCAGAUCUUCUUUAGGGCGUUGACCCUGAUGGCCAUGGCCAUGCUUAGGUUUGCAUGAGAAGUCAACCUGUAAAUCACGGUCCUCUGUAAUUUUGUUUCCCUUCAUUUGGAAGAACAGUCUGGGGAGACUGCGGCCCUUCUCCUCUGAUCCUCAAUAUUCUUAUAUAGCUCUGCCAUGUCUCAUGGCUCCAGGGUUGUAAAGGAUUCAAUAAUUGCUGUGUACAUGGAAUUUCAUCAUGCUUUUUCUCCCCGAGGAGCUAUUCACUUCGCUGACUCUUUCAUGGGUAACCUGCAAGCCCCCUAGACUUCAUAUACAGUAAGUAACAUUAGCUUUAGCUUUUCUUUCCCCUGAUGGGUUCCUCUCAAUGCAUCGUGAAGGACCCGAUUCAGUAAACUUCUCCAUCACUGUUUGGGUUCCCCGUUUCUAGAAGGCUUGGGGUUUCUUCAGCUUUUUGUUGCUCUCUCUCUCUCUCUCUCUCUCUCUCUCUCUCCUUCCACCUUCUGUUCAUGACUGGAUUUCGGUUGUCUUGGAUGGAUGGUAUCAGAGCGAAGCUGAUCGUCGUCGUCGUUGGCUCUUUCAGUGACUGCUCUGGCAUCAUUAGACCCCCUCUCCUGCUCAGAUGAUUACUCUCGUCAUGUUCCCCUUUGUCACCCAGUCCAUGUCUCUGUUGGGUCAUGUGAAGGAGUCUUCCGUCGAAAGCUUUCGCUGUGGUUUCUCACACAAAACCCUGUCAUUGUGGGAUUUACUUGCCCUUCCUCUCUAGCACGCAGAUCAGAACCAGUGGACUAGAAAAUCCCAGUUUUGAGACCAAGAUGUGAGCACCCUUGUCACCCCCCCGCUGCAUGGAGCUGA
This is a messenger RNA of Spirodela intermedia, 6394 nucleotides long. The record is from the annotation of a GenBank genome assembly. NCBI's taxonomy places the organism in Eukaryota, Viridiplantae, Streptophyta, Magnoliopsida, Alismatales, Araceae.